This is a messenger RNA of Klebsormidium nitens, 2934 nucleotides long. The record is from the annotation of a GenBank genome assembly. Lineage: Eukaryota; Viridiplantae; Streptophyta; Klebsormidiophyceae; Klebsormidiales; Klebsormidiaceae.
AUGCCGCGUGCGGGGUAAAAAGGGAGUAUAAUUCCUCGUAAGUCGAGGUCGUCGCCGCCUCCCAGGGGCCGCCGUGCGGUUUGGCACCCGCGCUCCGGCGACCAUCGCCAGGUAUAGGAGUCCCACGUCUCCAGCUGAUGAGCGUGGUGUCCUCAGAUUGUUCAUCCUUUUUUAGUAUUAAACAGGCACAAAAAGAAACUUGGUGGCAGGAAAACUUCGAAAAGCAGUGCCCACAGCAGGAACAAAGUCUGAGCAGGAGCGCAGCAAGUUGGUCUUCUGGAGGUCCCACAGUGAAAGGAAUUGUGCGACCCUCUUCAGAUUCUUGCUCUGUUUAGAAGCCUUGCAAAGUUGUAUAUUCAAGGGCGGAAGGUGUGGAGGGCGGCACAUCAGUUGCCGAUGCAUUCUUGACAAGACAGCGCAGUGUCAAUGAAGCUGGGGCUAGAAGAUUUGUUUACGCAAGUGGCGCUACCUGCUAUUGCUGAUUUCAGGUCUCAUUAAAGAUAAUGCAAUCCAAAGUCUAUUAUGUAUUCUGAGCAACUUGUCGUCCUUCCAUGGUAGAAGCCCUCACUUGAUUGGUUCUUGGAUUAAACUAUACAAAUUUGGGCUCAAUCCAAUGGGAGCUCCUAAGCAGAAAUGGACAGAGGAAGAGGAGGUCGCGCUCCGAAAGGGUGUGGAGAGGUAUGGGCCUGGCAAGUGGAGGGCGAUCCAGAAAGACCCCAAGUAUGGGCCAUUUCUGACGCAGCGCUCCAAUGUGGACUUGAAGGACAAGUGGCGCAUCAUGAGUCGGGCAGAAGGAGAGCCCCCUCGGUCUCGGAAGAUGAAUCAGGGGACAAGCUCACGCCCGGCCAAGCGUGCCGCCAGCACAGGCAGCGAGGAUGAUGAGGAGGCGGCAAGGAAGAAAAAGCGGAGGGAUAUCUUCCUCAAGUAUGGUGAGAUGAUCACAGAAGCUGUGGCUGCGCUGAAGGAGAAGAGCGGCUCCUCAUUGACGAGCAUAGCAAAGUACAUCGAGGACAAUCAUGCUGUGCCGUUCAACUUCCGGCGACUCAUUGGGGGGAGGCUGAAGACGAUGGUGGAGGAAGGGAUGCUUAUUAAGGGUCGGGGCCAGGCGUACCGCCUGAACGACGGGACCGCGACCGAGAGCUUCGAGAAGCCGGUCAAGGCGAAGACGCCCCGGACGAAAACGGACAGCGAACGGAGCCGCAGCAAGCUAGAGUUAGGGCCGGACGGGAACCGCCGCCAGAAGACGGCAGAAGAAGCGGCCAAGGCGGCGGCGCUCGCCAUAGCCGAGGCGGAAGCAGCAGCAGAGGCGGCAGAGCAGGCAAUGCGUGAGGCGGAGCUAGCGGAGCAAGAGGCCGCCGAGGCGGAGGCCGCCGCCGAAGCCGCCGCCGCCGCCGUGCGCCCCCCCAAGAAGCGGAGCCAAAAGGGUGUCGCGGCUUUGCAAGAAGCCGCAGAAGCCGAGGGCGAGCACGGGGGGAUCCCCGAGGGCUUGACGGCGCAGCUGUUAGGGGUGGACGCCGGUCCCCCUGGUGGUCUGAGGCCAACCGAGCAGCCGGCCGUGCAUGCCGGAGGCUUUGACGGGGGAUGGGGCGCUGCUUUCUUAGCAGGGGAUCCGGAGAGGGGGGUUCAGCAGGGGGAGGGGGUACCGCUGCCGGAGGGUCUGCCGCGGCCGGAGGGUUUGGUGCGGCAAGAAGGUCUAGCGGGACCGGAGGGAUUGGCACGGCCUGAGGGCUUUGUGCGGCCAGAAGGGUUAACGCGGCCCGAGGGUUUGUCGCAUCCGGAAGGUUUGGUUCGACCGGAGGGUUUGGUUCGACCGGAGGGUUUAGUUGCGCAGGGAGACAGCUUUGGGGCCUUGAUGGGACUGUCUUCGGGCCAAGCGCUUGAGCUACCGAGAGAUUUGCGGGAGCCGGAAGGGGCGGGGUUGUUGCCACUACAAAGACCAGAGGGUCAUCCUGAGGGUUUGACCAACCAGAGGACAGGAUCAGGGAGCGUGGGGCAGCAAAGAGUGAUGCCACCUCCUAUAUCACGGGGUUCGGAGCCUGCGGAAAGUGUGGCGGAGUUUGGACGUCCGAAUGGAGCUGGGCAGUCCCAGGGGCUGAUGGGGUUGCUCCAGGAUCCAAGUCCGUCACGAGAUCCAGGGGUCUCUCAGGGUUUUGCAAUUUCGCACGAUUUGCAGCCCGCUGAGGGUCUCAUGCCGCCCCAAGUUUGUGAACCGCCCCCGCCCCAAGGCUUGCAGAAUCCACAGGGUUUGAGUGUUCCCCAGGGGCUGCAGCGGCCAGAAGGGCUAGUACGGCCUGAGCCGCUUCCAACUUUGGACCGGCCUCAGGGCGGGCAUGCGCCACAAGCGGGCGUUUCGCAAGGGGUGGAGCAAGUACCGGGCAUAAAAAUGCAACAAGGGAGCGCGCCACCGACGGGGCCGGAUCCGGCUGCGAGCGCGCCAAGAGCGAGGGAUCUGGCGGCGCCACUGGCAACCGGGACGCAGAAUCCGGACGGCCUCCCGGAACCAAACAUGCGGGUACAGGUGGGGGUGCCGAGUGAGCUCCCUCCAGCAACCAAUGGUCCAAGCGACGUCGUGGAAAAGCGUUCGGGUCCUGCUGUAGAUGGGGUUCCCGUACCAACAGAAGCCAUUGACCCAGUGGUGCCUAUGGAGGUUGAUGUUCCCGCAGACGCUGAAGAGGUGAGCGGGGAGACAGGUCUUGCAAAGAGUUGACAUGGCGCUGGAGAUUAGGUGGACCUGUAGACUGGAAGAGUGACCCAGUGACCAUUUAUGCAACGAGCAAACCACUUCCUUUGUUCAAAAACAAGUUACGCUUUUGCCUGAAAGCUGGUCGAUCAAACGCGUCCUAUAAAGGAAUUGUUCUGGUGGUCGGAUCCUCACAUAUGCAUGACCAUCCACCGAAACUUUCGGUCACAUUCUGUCGCUCGAGUAUAUAGGGG